Messenger RNA from Drosophila sechellia, 1920 nucleotides. RefSeq lists its product as uncharacterized. The transcript is spliced from 2 exons. Lineage: Eukaryota; Metazoa; Arthropoda; Insecta; Diptera; Drosophilidae. Bases 57 to 1040 code for a protein of 327 amino acids. The record is from RefSeq and is a predicted model, not a curated record.
ACACUUCGUUCAUCCGAAUAGACAAGCAAUAGACAGAUCCACACAACAGCUCCAAAAUGAUGGAGGAACGGCGUCUCGAGCGCCAGAAGCGUUUAUUGGCCAUGCGCCAUGCUGCAUCAUCACUGCCUUCCAGCCAGGAGAAGGAAUUCAAUUUGCGCCUGGUGGACCUCUACAGGGAGCAUCCGUGCCUGUGGAAGAUCUCGCUGCCGGCGUACAAGGAUACGGACAUGAAGCGCAGUUCGUGGGAGAAGAUUGCCAGCCAGUUGGGCAGUCAUCUGACUGCCGAAUUUAUACGCUGCCGGAUGCGCAGCAUGCGGUAUCAUCUUAAUGUGUACAAGCUCGAGAUGAUCGAGUAUCAGAUGACCUCCGGCAAGGGAAAACCGCCAGAGAAGCUUUACUACAUUGAUCGAUUUGCCUUCCUGGAGGCAGAAGAUGAGCCGGAUGACCAAAAAUCCAGUUCCAACGCCAAUAAACAAAAUAUCUCAAAAUCCGAGGGGUUUGCGAAACUCUGGUCGGACUUUAACCUGAAAUCCAUGACCAAAAGAGAUCAAAAGAGACCAAAAGAAUCCACUGAUGCCAGCAGCAGGGAGAGCCAUCGUUACGGCCAGAGAAUCGCCGAUAUGGUCAAGAUGCGUAUGGAUGCGCAGGCUGGGCCAGUGGCGAUCGAAAGUCCGCGUCUGAAAAUUCCAGAUCUUAAGCAAAACAUCGUCUGGAAGCGGAACUUGGGCCAUCGCCCGUCGGCCAUCUCCAUGGGAGCUCUGUCAGAGACUUUGCCCACACUGCAGGCGCGUCCUGGUGAUUCCGUAUCCAAGACCAAGAUGAACCAGAAGGAUCGCGACAGUGAGCAGCCGACGACCUCCAGGAUGGCACAAUCUGCUCUGGCCAACGAUGGCCAGUCGGAGGACGAGGAGCUGUACAAAAUGCAUUGGAAGGUCCGCACGGCUCAAAGGUCAUUACGUCCUGGACACGAUCGCUGCCAGAAGUUGCCAACGCAAUCGCGUCCUUCGAAGCCCAGCGAACCCACUCCAGAUAUAUUUUAGCCACUUGCACCAAUGUUACUAAAUUGCUUUUAUAUUGUUAAGUUGAAAUCAGGAUUAUGGACCCAAGACAAGGGCAAGCUGGAAAAGUACUUCAUUGGGGAUAUUUUCGAAAAGAAACUACAAAAUUGAAUACAUAAUAUACGAUGCCAAAAAGCCAAGACAUUCCCGAAUCUUCAAGCAUUACAAUAGUCAAGAUAAAUGAAUAUGUAUUAAGUAGUUAAAUUAUAGUACAAAUUUUAGUCGAUCAUGCCAAAUGAAAUAUGAAGUAUCUGGAGCAAAAAAAAAAAGAACAGCGAGUUAAGAAAGCAAAAGUCAAUGACCCUCCUUCCCACCUGUCCAUCAAAACAGUCAAAGCUACACUUGCCAUCCAUUUGACCUAUUGUGCCAUUUGUUGUUGUCAAUGUUUGAAUACACUGCUGCAACCUGUUUGGUAAUGCGAAGGACAUUCACUUGGCCCCAACGCGUGUUGAGGGAUCCUUUCAAGUUUGAUUAAUUCUUGAGUCUGGGCAAAUGAGGCGGAAAGAUACGGACCAAACUCACCGAGUCCGGCAAUGAUUUAUGAAUACUUCAGAACGAACACAGUCUGUAUGCUAAAGAGAAGUUGCGAACUCUCGCCGCAAAUCCAAAAACCACCGACGAAAUUAGUUUUUGGCUGCCAAAGUUAAUUCCGAAAUUACUUCCGGAAAUUACAUUACGCACACAGUUUAGCCCCACAGACGCAACCGCCUGGCAAAGGGACUCAUCCCCAUCCAGCAACCAUCCCAUCCCCAAUCCCAAAUCCCGAGUUCCCCCCAUCCAAAUGCGUUGCUCAUUAGCGUGAAAAUUUAAUUCAAUUUAUUCCAAUAAACCCCUUAAGUGCUCGCCUUAUCUUUUCAAUCGU